AGCAACAUUCUCGAUCUGCCAUUCGGAAUAUUCGGCGGUUCUGAUUCAGCUGCUGGGUCAGUUUCUUACCUGAAGAGCUCUUAGCGGCAUCCGAUUUAUCGAUCACGACCAUGCCGAAGGAAAACGAGAAAGAACCGGCCUCCGCAAAGAACCCAGUCACGAUCCACCCCAAGACAUGGCCAUGGCCCUCCUUCCUCGCGUGGGUACCAGCAAAAUGCAACUACAAGUCAAUGAAACCCGUCAUUCGAUCCUCCGUCGCAGGCUGGAUCGCGUUCAUCCUCAUUAUCGUACCACAUACCCUCCACGUCCUCGGGCAAGCGAGUUUCUUUGCGUUGGUGGUGGCGUUGAUUACACCGCCUUCUGACCCGGUUAUCGUUACGUUUUGGAGGUCGGUGUAUAACAUUAUCCUCGUCCUCGUUGCGUGGGCGUGGGGCAUUGUUGCUGCCCGGAUCGCGACGGCGGUGAGGGAUGAAUAUCUCGAUCUUACGAGUGUGAAUCGGGUUGCAAUUUUCAAUGGAGAUUAUGUUGAGACGAAGAGUUCGGUUGUGUUUGCGGUUUUCUUGGCGUUCGGGGCUGGGUUCUUUUUGUGGAUUAAGUCGAAGUAUCCGGCGUUAAUUUUUGGGUCGGUGUUUUCUAUGAUUUGUGUUGUUGUUACGUGUACGUAUGGGGCACUGUUUCCGUAUUUCUACCCAUUGCUUGGGGGUCUUUUCGUUGUCCCGUUGGUGAUCCAAUCUGGUAUUAAUAUUGGAUGCGCGAUCUUCAUUUACCCUGAAACGGUGAAUCAUCUCUAUAUGGACAAAUUAAUGGGAUUGUUUGGGGCGCUGAAGGAGGUCAUUGCCGAGCAAAAGAGCUUGCUGGCCACGGAUCCGGAUUCCGACAACUGGAGCAAAGCUAGCACCGCCCACGAAAAGCUCAUCGGCGUUCGACAGAUGCUCCCCGCCUUCGCCGCCAUCGAGGGUUUCCUUGACAUGGAACCCUCCUACGGCCGUCUCUGCGGCACGGAUCUAAAACAAUUCCUCGACAUCGCAAAGAAGAUGCAAGCGCGUCUCUCCGGCCUCGACUUUUUUCAUAACGUCGUCGACGUCAACAUGCGUCCCGGGCCCCGAUCACGGUUUGAGAGGAUUUUGAGGGGGAAUACGGAGCCGAAGAAGAGUCGGAAGAACAGGGAUGGGUGGUAUAGGGAUGGGACGCAGAGUCGGCCGUAUAGUGGGUAUAAUACGCCGGCGGGGGGUGAGAGUAGUAUUGGGGAUUGGAUGACGCCUGUGCCACCUCCUGGGGGACGGGUGACUGAUCAUUGGAAGAGGCAGGAGAGGGAGGAGAGGGAUCAAAACCCGGAUGUUGAUCAUGAUAAUGAUAUUGAGAUUGAUUCGCCGAGUCCGAGUCCGAGUCCUGGGGUUAGCGUUAGUCCCAGUCCGCGGAUGACGGAGACGCCGCCGAGGCCGAAGAUUAGUCAUCACUCUUCUGGCAGGAGUGGGAGGGGAAGUGACAACCAUUCCUUGCAUGCACGGUUCGCGAGUCCGGAUGGUAGGGGUGAUAGUGGACACCGAGACAGUCAUACCGAUUUCUUGAGUGUCCCUGGUGCAGAAGAGUUGAGGGAACGCAGGGCUUCGCCACUGCAACAGUUUGAGGCUACGCAGUCUUCUGCUGCCAGUGUACGGAGUGUGUACACUGGUGGACGACCAAGUGGGGAGCAUACCAUCCCCGACGACUUCGCCGACCUCUUCAGGAAAAACAAGAAGAAGAAGAAGAAGCAGAGGAAGAGUGAUAGCCGGCGCAGCAGCCAUGAUCACCAUUCUCAUUCGCCCUUCAGUCCGUUUCAUCCAAAGAUUCUGCAUGAGGCGUUGCAUCAUGAGUAUCGCCAAGUCGCUGUGAUGGAGACGCAGGCGUACAUGGAUUUGGAGAGUAAAUUCCCAAGGGAGAAGGAUCGGGAGGUCAUUCAGGAGAUGGUUGCGUUGUUGAAGAUCGCGACGGAGGAUGUGAUUCGUGUUUCGGAUGAAAGUAUGGGGUAUUUGCUUAAAUGGUUGAAGAAGAUUAACAAUGAUCGGUGUACGAAGUUCUUUAGGUCGAAGACGAAGGAUGAGAGGGAUCGGAGUAUGGCAAUUGAGGAGUUGACGUGGCAGGUUGGCGAGUUAAAGCGCGUUAUGGAUGAGUUUCAGAGUGUGAAGAGGUUGGAGAUUAUCAAGCCAUUCGAGGAGUACUUCCAGGAACGGCAUCCGCAUGAUGAGAUCCCGCCGUAUCGUGGGUUGUUUUUCGCGUAUCUGUACGAAUUCCAGAUUGUGGAGUACUCGAAGCAGUUGACGGUGUUGAUGGAGCAUAUCCUCACAUUGGAAAAAGAGAGGCGCAGGAGGAAGUUGUGGUUUGAUUGGAAGAUGGCGCUUAACCCGAAGGUGUGGUGGAGGGGUGCGUUCGGUGGUGGUCCCGCGUUUGCGAAGAUCCAUUCUACGGGUGGAGAUGCGGAUGAUGACCCGGAACAUUUGGCUGGAAUCGAUGAGCUUCCGACCGAGAAACGUGAUCCGGAUGCUGAUCCGCCGAGUAAGACUUGGCAUCUGUUUGGGUUGGCGAUUUACAAGAUUUACUGCUUUUUCAGGAGGAACGACGUCACGUUCGCAUUCAAAGCAGGAAUAUUGGUCUUGUUGGUUGCGUUGCCGACGUUCUUCAAGUCGACAGCUGGGUUUAUGUACCAUAACAGGGGUCUGUGGGCUAUCAUCAUGGCUGGAUUGACGUAUGCCCAGUUCAGUGGUGACACACUUUUUGGGUUCGUCAGUCGUGUUGGGGGAACUUUGCUGGGCGCUGUUGUUGGUUUGGUGUGUUGGUAUAUUUCGGCUGGUAACGGACCGGGUAAUCCGUAUGGAUUGGCUGCUACUAUGGCGGUUGCGUUGAUCCCGAUUUUGUUCAUCAGGGUGUACCAUGUCUACCUGACGCCUAUGCCCGCGAUUAUCUUUACGAUUACAGUUGCGCUUACGAUUGGCUACUCGUGGCAGGACUCGUACAACCCCACUCUCGGUACUGUGGGUAUUGGAUGGGAGGUUGCAUGGAGACGAUUCUUGUGUGUCGUUAUCGGUAUCACGGCGGCGUUCAUCUGGUCAUUCGUUCCUACGCCAAAGACUGGUCGGUUCCAACUCCGCUUGACUUUCGCGAGGACGGUCACGGAAAUUGGUGCAAUGCAUUGUCAGUUGUCCAACUACGCUAGGAAGAAGCAUCCAGACAAUGUUCCAGAUGCGGAGUUGUUGAAGAUGGCUCUGGCGGUCAUGGCAAAGCUCGCUCAAGCAAAUCUGCGAUUGGGAUUCGCCAAGUUUGAGCCGCCCAUUCAGGGUCGAUGGCCGGCGGAGAAGUAUCAGCAGUUGUUGGCGGUGCAAAUGGAGCUUGUACAGUUGAUGACUUCGUUGAUGAAUGUCUUUAUGCAGUUGGAUCAGAAGUGGACGAGGGCUUUGCUCAUCCGUACUGGCUGGCUUGACCCGCAUUUCGUAGCAGAUCAGCUUGCGACAAUCUACAUGGUUAGCACGGCGUUGAAGACCGGAAGCUCGCUGCCUCAGAUCGUUCCAUCUCCGCUAGUGGACCGUUUCUACCAGCGUAUCUAUGGUCUGAAGGUUGUCUGGGGCGAUGAAGACGAUGAGGAUGACGAUGGUCUUCCCAGGCACAUCGACUACGAAACACUUCAGCAGCGCGAAUACGCCCUCUUUGCUGUCGGUUGUACGUUAACGAGUGGUAUUGUGUUGAGGCUGGAUAAGCUUAUGUGGAUUUGCAAGUCUCUGGUUGGUGAAAUCUACAGUUUGCCAGGAUAUUAUAGGGAUACCCGUAUGAGGCAUGAGAGGCAUCCGUUAUUCCAGGAUAAGUUUACGGAUGAAGCUGUAUGA
Messenger RNA from Saitoella complicata NRRL Y-17804, 3854 nucleotides. RefSeq lists its product as uncharacterized. The transcript is spliced from 2 exons. Bases 111 to 3854 code for a protein of 1247 amino acids. The record is from RefSeq and is a predicted model, not a curated record. NCBI's taxonomy places the organism in Eukaryota, Fungi, Ascomycota, Saitoellomycetes, Saitoellales, Saitoellaceae.